GUCCGCUGGAACUUCCAUAUCGAACACCAAAUAUGAACAACAAUUCAGGUUCAUUCUUUUAUUCUACCACCCCACCUUUCGCUUUACCAUUUGCUAGCUAUGAAAAAGUUGGUUCGGGCAGCUUUGGAAACGGAUCAUCAGCUCUUGCUAAAGCUUUAUCCGUUGCCUCAACCCGCUUAUUUGGAACGGGCAAUUCCCCACCUUCAUGGACUGAUAAAUAUUCAAAGCAAAAAGGAAACAUGAUUACCUUUCAAAAUGAUGUGACAAUUGACCCCGAAGAGGAAGCUGUUGUCAAGAAAAUUGAAGAUUAUGCUCGUAAAGCACAUGUGGUUUAUCAAUAUGCAAAUACUAAACUUGACCAACUUUUACCACCACUGCCUACCGCCAGCAGUGAGCUCAUGAAUGGUCAUACAGUCUCAGCUGAAUCUGCUGCUAGAAUGGCACAUGAAGCAUGCGUUUUAUAUUUAAAGUCACUUUCGUUAUUGCAGAGCGCCAUGGAUAGCGCUGGAGAAUAUUGGACACGUAUUAAUGAAAAACAACCAAAUAAUCCUGAUGGGAAAGGGGCUUCUCCUAGAUUUAAUCACGCCGUCCAAUGGGUACGUAAUCGGUUUAAUGAAUGUCUAGAAAAGGCAGAGUGCACCAAGUCUAGAUAUUUAUCAGAAGAAGAGAUGAAUGUUAAUGGAUGUUUUGUGGAGAAAUUGCUAUACGAUAAAGCUUUAGAAAUGAGUCGACAAGCUGCUAUAAAUGAGUUAGUUCAUGAAGACUUACCAGGAU
Molecule: messenger RNA, 774 nt
Organism: Dentiscutata heterogama
Lineage: Eukaryota; Fungi; Glomeromycota; Glomeromycetes; Diversisporales; Gigasporaceae
Source: the annotation of a GenBank genome assembly